UCAAUAUGGAGCUUUGAACUUACACAAGACGUUGUUAUUAUUAUUCAAAUCCAAAACGUCUUUAAACGUUAUGGAAUUCCACUACUCACUUUUGAAAAAUUAAAAGAGAUUGGAACGGUUCUUUCGUUUGACAAAAUAGACGAAAUUUACGAAUACAAAAACAUCAAAGGGUGGAAACUACUCCCACUCGAAACGCAACUCAUUAUGACUUUGCGAAUUGAUUUCGACAAGAAAGAAAUCAGAAAACUAAAACUUUGA
Molecule: messenger RNA, 258 nt
Organism: Entamoeba invadens IP1
Lineage: Eukaryota; Evosea; Mastigamoebida; Endamoebidae
Exons: 2
Source: RefSeq, a predicted model, not a curated record